AUGGCUGGAAAUGAGUGGAUAAAUGGAUACUUAGAAGCAAUAUUAGAUAGUGGAGGAGGAGCAAGUGCAAUUGAAGAACACAAGCCAGCACCAACAGUGAAUUUAAGAGAAACAGGGCAUUUUAAUCCAACAAAGUAUUUUGUUGAGGAGGUUGUUACAGGAGUUGAUGAGACUGAUUUGCAUAGAACAUGGAUAAAAGUUGUUGCCACUCGCAACACCAGGGAACGCAGCUCCAGGCUCGAAAACAUGUGUUGGCGUAUUUGGCACCUCACUCGCAAGAAGAAGCAGUUGGACUGGGAGGAACUACAGCGGUUGGCGAAUCGGAGAUGGGAACGGGAACAAGGACGCCGGGAUGCAACCGAAGACAUGUCUGAGGACUUAUCAGAAGGAGAAAAGGGCGAUGGUUUGGGAGAGCUGGUGCAAAGCGAGACGCCAAGGAAAACGUUUCAGAGAAACCUUUCCAACUUGGAAGUGUGGUCGGACGAUAAGAAGGAAAAGAAACUCUACAUAGUCCUUAUCAGUUUACAUGGUUUGGUCCGAGGAGACAAUAUGGAGCUCGGUCGAGAUUCUGACACUGGUGGACAGGUCAAAUAUGUGGUGGAACUUGCUCGUGCACUUGCUAGGAUGCCUGGAGUGUACAGGGUAGAUCUUUUUACUCGACAGGUCUCCUCUCCUGAAGUUGAUUGGAGCUAUGGAGAACCAACAGAGAUGCUAACCUCAGGCCCUGAAGAUUACGAUGGCAACGAGGUGGGAGAGAGCAGUGGAGCAUAUAUUGUCAGGAUUCCCUUUGGUCCACGCGAUAAGUAUCUCCAUAAAGAGUUACUUUGGCCUUAUAUUCAAGAGUUUGUCGAUGGAGCUCUUAGUCACAUUCUUAACAUGUCAAAAGCUCUGGGUGAGCAAAUUGGAGAGGGCCAGCCUGUGUGGCCAUAUGUUAUCCAUGGCCAUUACGCUGAUGCUGGUGAUAGUGCUGCUUUGUUGUCGGGUGCUUUGAACGUUCCUAUGGUUUUAACUGGACACUCUCUUGGGAGAAACAAACUGGAACAGCUUCUUAAGCAGGGACGACAAUCGAAGGAGGAUAUCAAUUCAACAUAUAAAAUAAUGAGGAGGAUAGAAGGAGAAGAGCUUUCACUUGACGCUGCAGAACUUGUAAUCACAAGUACUAAACAAGAGAUUGAUGAGCAAUGGGGACUUUAUGAUGGGUUUGAUGUCAAGCUUGAGAAAGUUCUGCGUGCUCGUGCUAGACGUGGGGUCAAUUGCCAUGGCCGUUACAUGCCCAGGAUGGUGGUUAUUCCUCCUGGCAUGGACUUCAGCAGUGUUGUGGUUCAAGAAGAUGCUCCUGAGGUCGAUGGGGAACUUGCAUCCCUCACCGGCGGUGUUGACGGUUCUUCCCCAAAAGCAAUUCCACCAAUAUGGUCUGAAAUCAUGCGGUUCCUUACAAAUCCCCAUAAGCCUAUGAUUUUGGCCUUAUCGAGGCCUGAUCCAAAGAAGAAUAUUACAACACUUUUGAAAGCCUUUGGGGAGUGUCGUCCGUUAAGAGAGCUUGCCAAUCUUACCCUGAUAAUGGGAAACAGAGAUGAUAUAGAAGAGAUGACUGGUGGAAACGCGAGUGUGCUCACAACAGUGUUGAAGAUGAUUGACAAGUAUGAUCUUUAUGGGCUGGUGGCAUAUCCAAAACAUCACAAGCAAGCUGACGUUCCUGAAAUAUAUCGGCUGGCUGGAAAAACAAAGGGGGUUUUCAUAAAUCCGGCGUUGGUCGAGCCUUUUGGGCUUACCUUGAUUGAGGCAGCAGCUCACGGGCUUCCAAUGGUGGCAACUAAAAAUGGCGGACCAGUUGACAUCCAUAGGGCUCUGAACAAUGGUCUGCUUGUUGACCCUCAUGAUCAGCAAGCUAUUGCUGAUGCAUUGCUUAAGUUGGUGUCAGAAAAGAACUUAUGGUCUGACUGCAGAAAGAAUGGCUGGAAGAAUAUACACCUAUACUCAUGGCCCGAACACUGCCGGACUUACUUGACGAGGGUAGCGGCCUGCCGGAUGAGGCACCCGCAAUGGCAAACUGAUACACCAGAGGAUGAGAUGGCUGCAGAUGAGUCGUCUCUCAAUGAUUCGCUCAAGGAUGUGCAGGAUAUGUCCCUUAGGCUGUCAAUCGAUGGAGACAAGCCUUCGCUGAAUGUAUCUCUUGACCAUGCAGCUGCAGCCUCUGGGGACCCUGCACUGCAAGAUCAAGUGCAACGGGUCCUAAGCAAGAUAAAGAAACCAGAAUCUAUGCCAGUAGUUCCUGAAGGUGGAAGGCAUGAGGCUGCUGUAAGCAAGUAUCCAAUGCUGAGGAAGCGGCGCAGAUUGAUUGUUAUAGCUCUCGACUGCUAUGAUAGCGAAGGGGUUCCUGAAAAGAAAAUGAUUCAGAUCGUGCAAGAUAUAAUUAAAGCUGUUCGGUCGGACUCGCUAUUUGCGAGAGUGGCAGGGCUUGCUCUAUCAACAGCUAUGUCACUAACAGAAACAACAGAGUUCUUGACAUCAGCAAAGAUUCACGUAAAUGAGUUUGAUGCAUUGAUUUGUAAUAGUGGAGGUGAAGUAUAUUACCCCGGUACUUGUACUCAGCUAGAUGGAAAGCUUGUUCGAGAUCCAGAUUACGCAGCACAUAUAGACUACCGUUGGGGUUGUGAUGGCCUGAAGAAAACCAUCUGGAAGCUGAUGAAUACAACUGAAGGAGGGAAACAAUCUGACGAGUCUUCCAGCCCCAUCGAGGAAGAUAAAAAAUCAAGCAAUGCUCAUUGCAUUGCAUACUUCGUAAAGGAUCGCAGUAAGGUCAAGAGAGUGGAUGAUUUGAGGCAGAAGCUUAGGAUGCGGGGUCUCCGUUGCCAUCCAAUGUAUUGCAGGAACUCAACAAGAUUGCAAAUUAUUCCUCUCCUUGCAUCUCGCGCACAAGCACUCAGGUACCUUUUCGUCCGUUGGAGAUUGAACGUUGCAAAUAUGUUUGUAAUUCUUGGCGAAAGUGGAGAUACCGAUUAUGAGGAAAUGAUAUCUGGCACUCAUAAGACGAUAAUACUGAAAGAUGUGGUGACAAAGGGUUCUGAAGACUUGCUAAGAACCACAGACCUAAGAGAUGACAUUGUUCCUAGGGAGAGUCCCCUGAUUGCUUAUUUGAGUGGAAAAGCAACGGCUAGCGAGAUCGCUGGUGUUCUGAAGCAAGUGUCGAAAGCUGCUGCUUGA
This is a messenger RNA of Dovyalis caffra, 3204 nucleotides long. NCBI's taxonomy places the organism in Eukaryota, Viridiplantae, Streptophyta, Magnoliopsida, Malpighiales, Salicaceae. The record is from the annotation of a GenBank genome assembly.